GCUCCCCAGCCUGGUCGGCCGAUCGCCAGCCGCUGAGAGUUUGCCGAGCCGCCCCCUGGGGCCCCGCGCCGCCGAGUCCCGCUAAGGCGAAGACGCAAGCAGGCCGGGGAGAGCGCGGAAGAAAAACAAGCGGGCGCGCCGCGGAAGCCCCAGGAGGGCGGCCGGGCGGCGGCGGGCGGCGGGCGGCGGACGGGGCGGGCGGGCGCCGACAGCCUGGGGGAGCGCGCACCGGAAAGUUCGGCCCCGGCGGCGGCGCGCGCCUGCCUGGCGGCGCGCCGGGAGACGAACUUGCCCUCUCCGCGCGGCUCGAGCGGCGAGCGUUUCCCAACGAGAGCGGGCCCAGCGCGCCGCGGCCAGGGGUGGGGAGCGAGGCGGCUGGCGGGGGGCGCCGAGGGAGCGCGGCCGCCUCGGGCCCCCAUGCCGGCGGCCAACAUGCUGGAGAACCUGCAGCCGCCCGCCCUGCAGGUGCCCGAGCCCCAGGGCGCGCCCGAGGGCAGCCCGCUCUGGUCCAGCUCGUCGACCCCCACGCUCCGCCGCCGGCGCUUCAAGAUGCGCCGCAUGAAGAACGUGCAGGAGCAGAGCCUGGAGGCCGGGCUGACCCGGGACCUGCCCGGCGUCCUGGCCCCGGGCAAGGAGUUCCUGCAGCUGCCGUCCAUCGAGAUCACGCCCUCCAGCGACGAGGACACCCCCUGGUCCAACUGCUCCACACCCAGCGCUUCUCCGCGCCGAAAGCGCUUCCUCCUCCGCAAGUGGCUCAGGGUGAGGGAGCGAAAGGAGUGCAGUGAAAGCAGCAGCCAACAGAGCAGCCAGCAGAGCAGCCACGACGAUGAUUCCAGCAGGUUCCUGAGUCCCAGAGUGCGGGAGGAAAGCACUGCCAGUAACUCAAACCGCAGCACGCCGGCCUGCUCCCCCAUCCUCCGCAAACGGUCUCGCUCACCAACCCCGCAGAGCCCGGACGGAGACGCCAUGGUGGAGAAGGGCUCCGAUCACUCCUCGGACAAGUCCCCGUCCACGCCGGAGCAGGGUGUGCAGCGCAGCUGCUCCUCACAGUCUGGCCGGAGUGGUGGCAAAAAUUCCAAGGUACGGGUGGCCUUUGCCAGAUGUUUGCAGGCGAAGACUGUGACUGUAGCUCCCUCAGCAGGGCAACAGUUGGUUAAAAGCCAGAGUUGGUAUAAUGUGUUAAGCCCAACUUACAAGCAGAGAAAUGAAGACUUCCGAAAGCUCUUUAAGCAACUUCCAGACACGGAGCGUCUCAUUGUUGAUUACUCAUGUGCACUCCAAAGAGACAUUCUUCUUCAGGGCCGACUCUACCUCUCUGAAAAUUGGAUCUGCUUCUACAGCAACAUCUUCCGCUGGGAAACUCUGCUGACGGUCCGUUUGAAAGACAUCUGCUCCAUGACUAAAGAGAAAACAGCUCGCCUCAUUCCCAAUGCCAUUCAAGUUUGCACUGACUCUGAAAAGCACUUUUUCACGUCAUUUGGGGCCCGGGACAGGACAUACAUGAUGAUGUUCCGGCUCUGGCAGAAUGCACUCCUGGAAAAGCCCCUCUGCCCCAAGGAGCUCUGGCACUUCGUUCACCAGUGCUAUGGGAAUGAACUGGGCCUUACCAGUGACGAUGAGGACUACGUGCCCCCUGAUGACGACUUCAACACGAUGGGCUACUGUGAGGAGAUCCCCGUGGAAGAGAAUGAAGUGAACGACAGCUCAUCCAAAAGCAGCAUCGAGACCAAGCCGGAUGCCAGUCCUCAGCUCCCCAAGAAGUCCAUCACCAACAGCACACUGACGUCCACAGGGAGCAGCGAGGCCCCUGUCUCGUUCGAUGGCCUGCCCCUGGAGGAGGAGGUGCUGGAGGGCGAGGGGUCCCUAGAGAAGGAGCUUGCCAUUGACAACAUCAUCGGGGAGAAGAUUGAGAUCAUCGCGCCUGUGACCUCCCCUUCGCUGGACUUCAAUGACAACGAGGACAUCCCCACUGAGCUCAGUGACUCUUCUGACACCCACGAUGAAGGGGAGGUCCAGGCCUUCUACGAGGACCUGAGUGGCCGGCAGUACGUGAAUGAGGUCUUCAACUUCAGCGUGGACAAGCUCUAUGACCUGCUGUUCACGGACUCGCCCUUCCAGCGGGACUUCAUGGAGCAGCGGCGCUUCUCCGAUAUCAUCUUCCAUCCGUGGAAGAAGGAAGAGAAUGGAAACCAGAGCCGAGUGAUCCUGUACACCAUCACCCUCACCAACCCUCUGGCUCCGAAAACUGCCACUGUCAGGGAGACGCAGACCAUGUACAAGGCGAGCCAGGAGAGCGAAUGUUACGUGAUCGACGCCGAGGUCCUCACGCACGACGUGCCCUACCACGACUACUUCUACACCAUCAACCGCUACACACUCACCCGCGUGGCUCGGAACAAGAGUCGGCUCAGGGUCUCCACAGAGCUGCGCUACCGCAAACAGCCCUGGGGCUUGGUGAAGACGUUCAUCGAGAAGAACUUCUGGAGUGGGCUGGAGGACUACUUCCGCCACCUUGAGAGUGAGCUGACCAAGACGGAGAGCACGUACCUGGCUGAGAUGCACAGACAGUCUCCCAAAGAGAAGACCAGCAAGGCCCCGGCCGUUCGGAGGAGGAAGCGUCCCCAUGCCCACCUGCGGGUGCCUCACCUGGAAGAGGUGAUGAGCCCCGUCACCACACCCACCGAUGAAGACGUGGGCCACAGGAUCAAACACGUGGCAGGUUCCACGCAGACACGGCAUAUCCCAGAGGACACCCCUAACGGUUUCCAUCUGCAGAGUGUGUCCAAGCUGCUGCUGGUUAUCAGCUGUGUUCUGGUGCUGCUGGUUGUCCUUAACAUAAUGCUCUUCUACAAACUCUGGAUGUUGGAAUACACCACCCAGACCCUCACCGCCUGGCAGGGUCUGAGGCUCCAAGAAAGGUUACCCCAGUCUCAGACAGAAUGGGCCCAGCUCUUGGAGUCCCAACAAAAGUACCACGAUACAGAGCUCCAAAAAUGGAGAGAGAUCAUCAAAUCCUCGGUAAUGCUUCUUGACCAGAUGAAGGACUCGCUCAUCAAUCUCCAGAACGGCAUCAGGUCCCGAGACUACACGUCAGAAAGUGAAGAGAAGAGGAACCGCUAUCACUGACAAGGCAGGAGCAGGGGGGGCUGCGAGAGGCCCGUGCAAUACGUGUACAUAGACCGUAUAAAUAGAUAUAUAUAAAUAUAUAUAUACAGAAUAUAAAUAUAUAUAUAUUAUAUACAGAUUUUAAAAAGAGAUAAUGCCUAUGUACCAGGGAGAAGGAGCGGGCCCGCCUCCUGUGCUGGUCGGCGGAGGGGCCGAGGAGGGCAGGGACCACCUCUCAGCACCGACCUCCCCUGAUCCUCCCCCCACCCCUGUCCCCGCCCUUCCCCUCCUGGCCCUUCCAGGCUCUGAGAAGGGAAAUGUUGUUGAGCCAAAGUCAUGCCUGUGAAGACCCUGGGGUCUCGAAGUCUCAAGGGGCUUAAGGUGCUUCAUUCCCAAAUCCCCUCUUGAUUUGUUUCCAAAAUAAAAGAGAAUCUUUUCUUCCCUACCCCAGGCUUCCCCAGGUGUUCUCUUGUGAACAGGAAGCAUCAAGGGCAAGAGCCCAGUCUAAACUCUGCCACCCAAGCCCCGCCCCCUCCCUCCCACCCCGCUGUCUAUGGACCACGCGCCCCCAGCGAGGCGGAGGGCUGGAAAGCUGGGAAGGCUGCCCCUGUGGGACUGGGCCUUGAGCUGCAGGCUCCCGAGGACACGUGUGCAGGAUGGUGUCCUCCUCCCUCACCCCUGCACCUUCCCCUGACCCCUGUAGGGUGUGGACCCAAUAAGGGCUGGGAAUUUCUUACUUUCCCACCCCCUUCCCCCUUCUCUCUGGUCUUCUCCCAGGCUGGAUCUGGGUGAAGUGUCACUUUUUAGUGCCUAAAGCCCUAUUUUUUCUCUGUGCCCUAAGAGCACAUCGUUUAUUAGCCAGGAUGGAGCAUUUUGGAUCUCGUUAAACCCCUUUCCGAGUGGUUAUGAGCCGCCAGACCUGUGGCUCUAAUUUCUUCACUUUGAGCUGAUAGUUUGAUUUCCGGGACAAGUCAGGGUGUCCUAGGGGCGUCCGGGGUUGGAGGGAGGGAGUGCCCUAGCACUGUACAAUCAGAUCAUAGGUUCACAGAGAACGCCGUAGGAGUAGUGAGCACCGAUCUCCAAGCGCUCACUUGGCUGCCAACAUCCUUUCCUUAUAAGGGAAGGACUGACUUUGAUUAAGGGAGACAAUGAAGAUACUCCGCACAGGGUAGGAGACCUAGGCUUUUGGAAGGAAUGCAUUUGGCAAAAGUGCAUUACAUUUGUGCAGGAAAAGGCCAGAGUGAGCCUCUGUGCCACGUGGAGGCCAUUCCAAAUCCCGUUCCUCAGACUUGGGAGUGGGAGCUGUGGCAGAGGAGGCAAAGCCUUCUCCAGCCUCUGGACCCAGAGAGGUACAAGACCACUCAGGAGGAGAAAGAAGACCUUUGGUUAGGAGAGUGAGUCACCCAGGGCCAGUUGGGAGUUGGCUCCCUCAGACGCGGGCAUUUAUCUGACCUUGCAGGGGCCUUCUGUGCACGAUUAGCAUUUUUCAUUCAUUUAACUGCUAUUCCUCUGUGUAAUGAUCAGAGGAAUCCUGCCAGCCCCUCGGAUCCUCGGUUGGGAAAGGAUCAUACUAGUUUGGCCGGGAAGACUCUUCCAGAUUGCUUGUUCUCCUAGGGGUCUCUUGACAUAGGAGGUCAAAGGAAAGGAGGAUUUUAUCGCUGAUCUAGCCGCAAAGAAAAGCAAGUCAUAUUCUUCUGUUGGAAUGGCCUGAGCAUCCCCCUUUGACAAUCAAAGACAGCUUUUGACUUCUCAGUCUGAGAAAUACCCUGCCUAAGGGCAGGAUGGGAAGACAAAGGAUACUUGCCUCAGGGGAGUGGGCUGAGAAUCAGCUAGAAUGGAUAUCCCUUCUCUAGGAAAGGAGAUUCCAGGGCUGGAAUCAUGCCUGUGCAAGGUGCAUGUGCCCACAGGUCACGGGGGGGUCACUCCUCAUCCUUGUCCAGGACUUGGAUCAGGAGACACUCCAGUGAUGGUCAGGGCUUGUGGGCCCCGGGCCAAAGGAGGAGGAACAGUGCAGACUGCUAGAAAUUUUCCUGCCGCAGGAUCCAGAGGCCAACAUUAUUCUCAGAAACUUUUGAAAGCAAAAGUGAUAAAUUCUCUCCUUUAUUCCAUUCAUAAUUUAAUACUUAUUUAAAUCAUCCAGUUGUUGAUGGUCCCGUGGUGGGACCUUUGGGGUGACUUCCAGUGGUUUCUCUGCUGGGAGGAAAGUGAUGUAAGGGGGCUUGGCUGCACAGAGCUGUUCGCUUUUGCUUUACCUCUUCGGCCAUCCCAGGGAGGAGGAGGUGACAGGAAGGGAGAUGCUUAGUAUAUCCGAGGAACCCUGGGGGUUUGAACCCGGGACACACUGUGUACACAUGGGGAAGGUCCCUCGGCCUACCUCAUUCCUAAGAAUCAUGGAUCUCUUGUGGGCACUCUGUUCUAAUACUGUGUUUAACUUUCAAAGCAGAAGACCCAACACCUUUAUUCACUCCUGAACAAAACCUUCUCCCCACACUCAGUAACCUGUCCAAGGAAGCGCACCUUUGCAGAUUAAGUCUGGGAGUGAAACUGAUCAGUAACAUGGCAGCUCGAGCCCAGCAGCUUGGCUCAUAGCUGUUCCUGGGAGCAUGAGAACCACAUCCUUUAUGUAAUUUCUUCCAGCCUGUGCUUUGUUUUUGUUUACGUAAGGACCCUGGUCAUGUGGGAAUCUUUCCUCGAGGAUUCCUGGGGUCACGUUUGAGAGCUUGCAUUCAAAAGAUGCUGCAGCGUCUCUGACCAGGUGGCAGUGAGCUACAGGGUCUGUCCUUCCAUUCCAGCUCCCUUGAAGGAAUUAUGGCCUUGGAGAACCCACUUACAUCUGCAACGCCUCGCUUCUCCCCUUCACCUCCCUGGGACAAGGGCAGCAGGAUCGGCAGCUUUAGAAGCUCUCUGUUAGAGCACUGGGCUAAGUUAGGAGACCUGGGCCCAAGUCCUGGCUCUGCUCAUGGACAAGUCACUUCCCUUACCUGAGUUGCUGUAUCCUCCUUUGUAACGGGAGGGGGGUUGAGCUGGACCAUCUCUAAGAUAGGUUCUAGUGUGGGCAUUGUCUUUAUUAGGCUGUGUUGGAGACUGGCAAGGUAGGGCUUUCUCAAACUUGGAGAGAACAAGCCUUCUGGGCUAGAGCUUCCUGGUAUGUAGAGUAGUAGGGCAGUGUCAGGGUUCCUGGGAAAUCCAGGAUAGUUAAACUUUCUUCUUUAUGAGCCAGCAGGACUAAGGAGGCCUAGUGAGGUAGGGAGAAGGAGAUCAGGUGUGUUGUAUUUCCCAGUAUUAAUCUAGGAGGGUGUGUCUUCCUUUGUCGCCCUAGUCUUAGUUUGGGAAGGGACUUUCUCUAAGCUAGGAGGAGGAGGAUAAUGGAAAGAAGGGCACCAUCUUGGAUUAAUAUAAGCUCAUCUUUUGUCUCUAGGCUGUGAAGCCUUUCAUCUAUCCAUCCUUCCUCCUCCUCACUAGAAGAAACACUGGAGAGAAGUCAUUCCUGGUCCUAGUACUUCUCUUUUGACUCAGUUCAAACCUUGUUGGGGUUUUGAUUAAUUGUGAAGCUUUGGCUAAAAUCCUGGGGUUGUCAUAGAGCACUGACCCUAAGAACCUGGGAUUACAGGAAGGGGGAGAGGGAUCAAGAAACCUCAAGAAGAAUGCUUUGCUAGAAAUGGCUUCUCUCCCUGUCCCUGUCCUGACACGAGCUUGGACCAUGUCUAAAAUCAUUUCUGGGCAGCAUCUCUAGGGUGAAGUCUUGGAGAAAGGACCAGGGAGAAGAAUCUUUCUGGACUGUGGUCUCAGAAGGCUGUUCUCUGUGCCAUACUAUGCUGCUGCUUUAGCUCUGCAGAACAGCCAGAGCGAGCCCCUUCCUCCCUAGGGCCCCCAGGUGGCAGGGCUGUGAUCUCCCUCCCCACACCCCCUGGACCUCACCUGCCCACUCCAGUAGGAAACUUGAGAACCUGUCUUCCUGACUCUCUCCUCCCCCCACCCCUUGUCUCUAGGCUGUGGGACAAUCAUCCCAUCCACCACUUGACAUCCUUGACCCUCAUCCCCCAAUCUCCAGCAGGCUGGCCCCCCUCCCUCCACCUCUAUGUUUUCUUCCAGAAGAUGCGUUUUUGGGUCCGAGUGGAGCGUUUUUCUGGAAGGUCGUCUCUUAACACCCCCUGCUUCCCUGAUAUGGAGCAGGAAUUUGCACAAGGUGUAGAGAGCACCCCUUCCCACCUCUCUGCCCAGCCUUGUUACCUCACUCCUGCUCCAGCCAUGGCUGUGACGGGCCCAGCCAGCUCCCUGGCUCGGUGUUGGGUGCGACAGCUCAGGGGUCAUGGGCAUUGUUCUCUGUUGUGACUUGAGGUCCUCAGCAGGCCUGGGAGCCUGGACUGGAACCUUGGCCACUGGCGGGAAGCACCUUGCCGGCCAAGAGGAGCCGAUGCCAGACGAUGUACCCAGCAUGUGAAAGAGUAAAGAAUACUGUCAUCUGUGCCCCGUGGCCUCCUUGCUUCUCACAACACAGUGAGACGCUGCAGAAACAAGAUGGCGGCCUCCGCUCCAGGCGAGACAACUGGCUCUGUCUGGGGAGUUGGCCCUGGGCUCGGGUGCCACGUGCUGAGAUUGCAUAAUGAAAGCAACCAUUUUUGCCAACAGUAGUGUGGCUCCCCACAUUUCCUUGUCCUGCACUCUAGGGCCAGACCACUCUCUGCAUGGACCAGGUCAUUUUCCCAAACCCAUGGUGCUUUUCCCCCGAUCCCCACUCAACCUAGACUCCAAGGUGGGGAGAGAUGAGUCAGAGGCCCCAGGGGCCCCUGGAUAAUCCUGACAAUGGGUGGAGUGGGUGAGGCAGAGGGAGCAGCCCCCAGCACCUGCAUGGGGCCAUAUAUGGGAAAGAACACCGGUCGACUGCAGUUGAGUUGUCUGGCCUCUGUAUUUGGAUCUAGAACUGUACUUUGCCUGGCGCUGUGCGCAAGGUCUGAAAACUUACCUGCUAUUACCUAGAACCAUACACGGCUUCCCAGCCAGAUCUUCAUGUAAAGUAGCUAGAGCCAUGGAAGUACAGUAUGAAUUAAAAGAAAAAAGUAUUGAACUA
Molecule: messenger RNA, 8173 nt
Organism: Lutra lutra (Eurasian river otter)
Lineage: Eukaryota; Metazoa; Chordata; Mammalia; Carnivora; Mustelidae
Gene: GRAMD1B
Product: GRAM domain containing 1B
Exons: 21
Coding region: 418-3126 (902 amino acids)
Biological process (GO): intracellular sterol transport
Cellular component (GO): endoplasmic reticulum membrane; plasma membrane; endoplasmic reticulum-plasma membrane contact site
Molecular function (GO): sterol transfer activity; sterol binding
Source: RefSeq, a predicted model, not a curated record